Peromyscus eremicus (cactus mouse) is the source of this 4451-nucleotide messenger RNA. It is a transcript of the gene Pidd1, whose product is annotated as p53-induced death domain protein 1. Gene Ontology annotation, molecular function: protein binding. NCBI's taxonomy places the organism in Eukaryota, Metazoa, Chordata, Mammalia, Rodentia, Cricetidae. The transcript has 15 exons. Bases 1176 to 3917 code for a protein of 913 amino acids. The record is from RefSeq and is a predicted model, not a curated record. Gene Ontology annotation, biological process: apoptotic process; DNA damage response; signal transduction.
UAACCAUAAAAUCAUUUUCAUUGCUACUUCAUAACUGUAAUUUUACUGGUGUUAUGAAUCAUAAUGUAAAUAUUUUUGAAGAUAGAGGAUUGUCAAAGGGUCUCGACCCACAAGUUGGGAACCGCUGUCAUACAGGGUUCCCGCAGGAAGCCCUUGGUGCUAGCUGCACAAACUUUCAGAGUUCUAGCUUCUAACAAGGAGUGCGAUAAUUCCCCACAGUUCUCCCAAAAAUUGCUGCCUUAGAAUGUACUUUGGACCCAGACUAUAUAGUGCUACAGCAGGUCUGGGGUUAUGAAGGACUGAAGCAGUGAGUUUUCCAUGCGCAACGCCUGCCUCCCUAGUACCGGCAACUGAACAGGAGGUGGGAGUCAGAGUCCCAGGGUGCUCCUACUGGCCAGCCGGGAAGGGCGGAGCCCGAGCCGCUGCCCGCCCGGAAGCGCGCCGGCGGGAAGCCGGCGUGGAGCGCGCCUGUACUGGCGCGGAGAUCAUCGUGGCAGGUACUCAGAGGGCGGCGGGAAGUUUGCUGCUGAGGCGGAACCAAAGCUACUCCAUGCCAACGGAGCCCCUCUCUGCGUUUCCCAUAUGACGGAGGUGUGAAUUGGGAAUUGUGGCGCGAGAGCCUCUUCUAGGGGCUGCGAUGUGAGAUCUUUGUCCUGGGACCCCAAAGUCCUCUUGGCUCCCCUUCGCACUGUUUAUUGACUCCCUCAUGCACAAGAAACGCCUGCAGUGGAAGAGGGUCCCUGGGUCCUCCCCAAACUCAUGAGUGUGAAAGUUGAAGGUUGGCCCUUAUUGCAAGAGCCCUAUAGGUGGGGUCAGGGAUCACGUGGCCAGAUUCCCCUUGGUCUGGCAGAAUUCGCCUGGCCAGCUGUUCACAGAGCCUCCCUGCCCAGUUCCCCUCCUGGGUGGGAUGAUACAGUUCUCAUUAACAGCACAGAUGUAGGUCCUUGGGCUGCAGUGACCACUCCACUCUGUACCCUUCAGGCCCUGGGUUCUUGGGCCGGUGGUUCCAAGAGCUGCCUGUUUCCAGGCUGAGUUAUGUUACUCUGAUCCGGAGAAGGAAUUGGUCCCCUACAGCUCACUCCUCCCCCUGCUUCUGCAGCUUCCUUCAGCCUUGCCUGAGCAGGCUUGCUUGGCAAGCUGGGACAUGUCUGGUCCCCGAGGACCUUCCAUGGGUGAUGGCUGCAGUGUUGGAGGGGCUGGAGCCGGAGGAAGCUGCUACAGAGGAUGCUGCAAGACCCGCUGUGGAGGCUGUGGAUUCCAGGCCUGGGGCACCUUUUCUCCUGGCUGGGAACCAGUUGAACUUGGACAUUCGCCCAGGGGGCUGCCAUCGGCUGCAAUACCUGUGUUCCCAGCAGCCCCCACAGCUGCUGCAGGUGGAGUUCUUGCGACUCAGUACCCACGAGGACCCUCGACUGCUAGAUGACACCCUAGCCCAGGUUCCGUGGAGUCUGUUGCGCCUUCGCUCCCUGGUCCUCAAAGGGGGCCAGAGCCGGGGUGCCCUGGGUGCCUGCCUUCGUGGUACCCUGACCACUCUGCCUGCUGGCCUGAGUGACUUGGCCUGCCUGGCCCACUUGGACCUGAGCUUCAACAGGCUGGAGACGCUGCCGACCUGCAUCCCGGAACUGCGCAGCUUGGAUUCCUUGCUGCUUUCACACAACUGUCUCUCAGAGCUGCCCGAAGCCCUGGGGGCCCUGCCCACCCUUACCUUCCUCUCUGUGACACACAACUGCCUCAAGAGGCUGCCUACAACACUGGGGUGCCUGUCCACCCUUCAGCGUCUUGAUCUCUCUGAGAACCUUCUAGACACCAUACCCUCUGAGAUUGGAGACCUGAGCAGCCUCAGUGAACUCAAUCUGGCCUCCAACCGACUGCAGAAUCUCCCAGCCUCCCUUGCGGGCCUGCGGUCCCUGCGGCUCCUUGUUCUGCAUAGCAACCUCCUGACCUCAGUGCCCACUGGCCUGGCCCACCUGCCACUGAUCUCUCGGCUUGAUCUGAGGGACAACCAGCUCCGGGACCUGCCUGCUGAGCUACUAGAUGCUCCCUUUGUGCGCCUGCAGGGGAACCCUCUGGGUGAAACUUCUGCAGCACCCCUAAGUCCCCCAGACAUAUCCCGGAUUCCAGAAAUGCCCAGGCUAUUCCUUACCUCGGAUUUGGACAGCUUCCUUGUGACUCCCCACGGCUGUUCUGUGACCCUGGCCUGUGGUGUCCGCCUACAGUUCCCAGCAGGAGCCACCACCACACCCAUCACCAUCCACUAUCGACUGUGGCUGCCGGAGCCCCACCUGGUCUCUCUGGGACCUCACGACUUCCUGCUUAGUGGUGUUCUGGAGCUGCAGCCCCAUGGGGUGGCUUUCCAGCAGGAUGUGAGCUUAUGGCUGCUCUUCGUCCCCCCACGAGUCCGUCGCUGCCGUGAGGUGGUUGUGAGGACACGGAGUGACAAUAGCUGGAAUGACCUAGAGACCCACCUGGAGGAAGAGGCACCCAAGAGGCUCUGGGCUAGAUGCCAGGUGCCCCACUUCUCCUGGUUCCUUGUCGUUUUACGCCCAGUAUCCAACACUUGCCUGUUGCCACCAGAGGGAGCACUUCUGUGCUCCUCAGGUCAUCCUGGGGUCAAAGUCACCUUUCCCUCCGGGGCCACAGAAGAGCCUCGGCAAGUCACCAUGCAGGUAGUGCAUAUGGCUGGUGCAGAGCUGAGAGCUCUCCUGGAAGAAUCAGAGGCAUCGGUGAGUCCUCUGCUGUGCCUCUCACAGAGCGGGCCCCCCAGCUUCCUACACCCCGUCACUGUGCAGUUACCCUUGCCCCCCGGUGUUACAGGUUUCAGUCUGGACCGCUCCCACCUGCAUCUGCUGUACCGGACACCCUCAACAACCACCUGGGACGACAUCACCACUCAGGUGGCAUUGGAACUCACUCACCUGUAUGCACGCUUCCAGGUCACACACUUCUCCUGGUACUGGCUCUGGUAUACCACCAAAAGCUGUGUGGGGGGCCUGGCCAGGAAGGCCUGGGAACGGCUGCGCCUGCACCGCGUGAACCUCAUCGCACUACAAAGGCGCCGGGACCCCGAGCAGGUCCUGCUACAGUGUCUGCCCCGGAACAAGGUGGAUGCCACCCUUUGUCGGCUGCUGGAUCGGUACCGCGGCCCCGAACCCUCUGAUACUGUGGAGAUGUUUGAGGGUGAGAAGUUCUUUGCAGCCUUUGAGCGGGGCAUUGAUGUAGAUGCUGACCGUCCAGACUGUGUGGAUGGCAGGAUCUGCUUUGUUUUCUAUUCACACCUGAAGAAUGUAAAGGAGGUGUACAUUACCACAACCUUGGACCGGGAAGCUCAGGCUGUUCGAGGCCAGGUGUCCUUUUAUCGGGGUUCACUUCCCACGGAGGUGCCUCAAGAAGCUGAGGCUGCCCGGCAGAGGAAGGGCACAGAUGCACUGUGGAUGGCCACCUUGCCCAUCAAGCUGCCGAGACUCCGGGGGCCCCAGGGAAGUGGGCAGGGGACUGACUUCUCCCUGAUGCCUCUGAACCUGGGUGAUGCGGAAACUGGUUUCCUGACUCAGAGCAACCUGCUGAGUGUGGCCUCACGCCUAGGUCCUGACUGGCCAGCUGUGGCCCUGCACCUAGGCAUGCCCUACCGUGAACUACAGUGUAUCCGACAUGAAUUCAGGGAUGAUCUGGAUGGGCAGAUCCGCCACAUGCUCUUCUCCUGGGCUGAGCGCCAGGCUGGACAGCCCGGGGCUGUGGGACACUUGGUAAAGGCCCUGGAACAGAGUGACCGGCAGGAUGUGGCUGAAGAAGUGCGUGCCAUCUUGGAGCUUGGCCGCCACAAGUAUCAGGACAGCAUCCGGCGCACAGGGCUGGCCCCUGAGGACUCCACUCUGCCUGGAACCUCGUCUUCACAGACCCCAGAGUCUGCCCAGGCCUAGGCUCAGACUUAAGCUGGCCUUUGACUUGCCUUGACCAGUAGACAGAGCCCCUUCCCCAUCCUUCUACCUCAUCUGUGUGGCACAAGUGUCCCAUCAUACAAAAUCUCAUGGUUUUGAAAGCUUGGUUUAUUUACUUUUUGAGACAGGUCUUACUGUCUAGCCCAAGCUAGCCUCCAACUCCCAGUGCACCUCAGAGACUGAUUUACUUAUAGAGUAGAGGGCAGGGGUGCCUAAGUGAUCUGAAGCCGAGCCCCCGGGUGUGCCCACAUUUCCUACCAUGCCAAGUCCUCCCGUUACGAUGAGGGCAGAGAAGGCCUGGGGAGGUGGCUCAGUGGUUAACAGCACUGGCUGCUCUUUCAGGGGACCCGGUUUCAAUUCUCAGCACCUACGUGGUAGCUCACAACGGUCUGUAACUCAAGUUCCAGAGGAUCAGACACCUUCCUCUGGCUUCCACAGCACCAGGUACACGUGGUGCACAGACAUGCACGCAGGCAAAACAUCCAUAUCCAUAAAAUAAAAGCUAUUUAUUGUGCA